AUGCGGCAGGGGACGCCUCCGGACUCACUGCCGCAUGAUGCCCGUAGCCUCGAUCCAUCACGGAGGCAGACACCUGACUUGGGCGGCACGGAGUUUGCGGGCUCUUAUCUUGGUCCGACGUCGGCGAUAUCUUGGCUGCAACGGGCAUGGAGGCGGCUAGGCCAAGCCCACGAAGAGUUCCCAACCCAUCUCAAUGGAGAGGUAUCGAACAAUGCCUCAGUUUUCACACAUGGAGACAAACUUGCGCCGACAGUUUCACCCAACGAUGAUGCUUUCGAGCUGCCUCCUCGGGCUGAAGCCCUCCUUACGCGCUACUUCGAAUUUGCAUCCCCUACGUACCGAUUCUUGCACCGCCAGACUGUCACAGGGUGGCUUGAGCAAGUGCUGGACGCCGCGCCUCGUGUAGAGAAGAAGGUAUCGGCUGCUCGGCAAGCCGUCGUCUACAUGGUGUUGGCAAACGGUUCGCUAUACCAUGUUAUCUCUGGAGACGCGCCCACUCCAGCAGCCACUGAUGAUCGAUUGAAGAGCGAACGCCUUUUUGUUGCUGCCCAAAAGAAGCUGAGCGCAGAGGUUGGACCACCGACUCUUGAAUCGGUUCAAGCUCGAUUUGCGCAAUGCUUGUAUCUUUUGAGCACUUCAAGACCGAACCAGGCCUGGUUCACUUGCGGCACGGCUGUGCAACUCAGCAUGGCCCUUGGGCUCCAUCGUAAACGCGCAAUGGUGGAGCUUUCGUCCCUAGUUGUGAGGGAGUGUCAAAGAAGGACAUUUUGGUGCCUGUACACUCUGGACAAGUACUUAAGCGUCAUGUUCGGCCGGCCAAGAUUACUACAGGACGAAGACAUCGACCAGGACUUCCCUCAGCCGGUUAACGAUGAAGACCUUACGCCUUCGGCUAUACGGAUACCCGGCCGAGAUGACUGUCUCAUGGAUGCGCCAAUCUUUCACGCAGAACUUGCACUGAUCGUGAGCAAAGCAUCUCGCGAACAGUAUUCGCCUGGAUCCAAGACCCCUGAUCAACGCUUUGCGCUUGUUUCAACCCAUAACCUAUCCUUGGAACAAUGGAAGACUAGGUUGCCGCCUUUUCUCUCUGGAGCUAUUAGGCCAUCGAGUUUGAUACCCAUCCUGCGUCGGCAGUCUACUGUCCUAACUCUAGCGUAUGCUCACGCGGUCAUGCUGGUCAACAGGCCUCUGCUCCUCAGUAACUUUUCCAAACCCCGAAGAGGCGGAGUCACUCAGUCACCACUGUUUCAACAUGGUAUCGAGCUGUGCGUUGAAGCAGCACAGGACGUUGCACAUAUGGUGUUGCAGUUUGUCGAAGAGCAGCAGAUGUUCGAAGCUUUCUGGUACACGCAAUACAUUGCUUUUAAUGCGCUGUCGAUCAUCUAUUUGUACAUCAUCCAGUGCCACCGACAUCGCACUUUGUCUGAUUCGCAGACCAAAAUCCUCAAUCUUGCCGAGACAUGCCAGCAGCAUUUGGCUGAAGCGACACGCACCAAUGCACCUAGUCUGCGCUAUGCCAUCAUCCUCGAGGAGCUGCGUCUGGAGGUUCACCGGCAGUUGGAUCAUGUAUCACCGCCACAGCAGGCUCUCGGCACCAAUAAAGACACCACAGUCGCUGCUGCUCAAGAGUUCAAUGUGCCUAUGGGAGGUUCUACUUUUCAGCCGAACUUAGCUGGCAGCGUCAUCAUCCAGCAUGGUGGCCAGACACCUGGUAGUGGGCUCGCCCACGAUGCAUUUGAGGACACUAUGUCGGCAGAUACAGACGGCAUUGACUGGAACCUGGAUUUCUGGCCGCAGUUGGAUUCUUUGCCGCUCUCUUACAACAAUUGGUUCGAUGAAGUAAGCGGUGAUUUGGGAGACGCGUAUCCGAUGUCGGUCACUGGAACAGGAUGA
Molecule: messenger RNA, 1893 nt
Organism: Coniosporium apollinis CBS 100218
Lineage: Eukaryota; Fungi; Ascomycota; Dothideomycetes
Exons: 3
Coding region: 1-1893 (630 amino acids)
Biological process (GO): positive regulation of transcription by RNA polymerase II; DNA-templated transcription
Cellular component (GO): nucleus
Molecular function (GO): zinc ion binding; sequence-specific DNA binding
Source: RefSeq, a predicted model, not a curated record